Molecule: messenger RNA, 678 nt
Organism: Carica papaya (papaya)
Lineage: Eukaryota; Viridiplantae; Streptophyta; Magnoliopsida; Brassicales; Caricaceae
Product: acyl-acyl carrier protein thioesterase ATL3, chloroplastic-like
Cellular component (GO): chloroplast
Molecular function (GO): fatty acyl-[ACP] hydrolase activity
Source: RefSeq, a predicted model, not a curated record
AUUACCGCGAGGCAUUCGGACAUACACUCAAUUCUUCUUCAUCCUCCAGGAGGGGGCAAAGGAUUCAGUACGAGAUUCCAUGAAGUUGAGCUCAAGGUUCGGGACUAUGAGCUUGACCAGUUUGGUGUUGUUAACAAUGCUGUUUAUUCCAGUUAUUGCCAACAUGGUCGACAUGAAUUCUCUGAGAGAAUUGGCGUAAGCUGCGAUGAAGUUGCCCGGUCCGGUGGCGCAUUGGCUGUAUCCGAACUGUCGUUCAAGUACCUUUCUCCCUUGCGAAGUGGAGAUAGAUUUGUUGUGAAGGUGAGAAUCACUGGUUUCUCCAGUGUCCGACUCUACUUCGAGCACUUGAUCUUCAAGCUCCCAAAUCAAGAGCCUGUUCUGGAAGCAAAGGGUACAGCAGUUUGGCUGGAUGAAGAUUACCGUCCCGUUCGAAUUCCAUCAGACGCAAUAUCCAAACUCCGUCAGUUCCGUCAGUUGCAGGACUCUCAUGGACUCACGGCACCGCCAACACUAUGGCAGCUACUCUUUCCUAAUUACACAUUUACCCCUUAAUUUGUAAAAAAAAAAAAUUAAGAAUGUGUACUUUAUGCAAUAACCAAACUUUGUUAAUUAAUUAAUUAAUUAUUUACAUAUUUCUGAAUUUUAUCUUUUUAAUUUCGGUUAGCUUCAAAUCAAAUA